Molecule: messenger RNA, 1215 nt
Organism: Gadus chalcogrammus (walleye pollock)
Lineage: Eukaryota; Metazoa; Chordata; Actinopteri; Gadiformes; Gadidae
Gene: glra3
Product: glycine receptor, alpha 3
Exons: 9
Coding region: 1-1215 (404 amino acids)
Biological process (GO): regulation of membrane potential; nervous system process; chemical synaptic transmission
Cellular component (GO): neuron projection; synapse; plasma membrane
Molecular function (GO): transmitter-gated monoatomic ion channel activity; transmembrane signaling receptor activity; glycine binding
Source: RefSeq, a predicted model, not a curated record
AUGUCCCCAUCAGACUUCUUAGACAAACUCAUGGGCAGGACGUCUGGAUAUGAUGCCAGGAUAAGACCAAACUUUAAAGGUCCAGCCGUCAAUGUAUCCUGUAACAUUUUCAUUAACAGCUUUGGUUCAAUUGCUGAGACUACAAUGGACUACCGUGUGAACAUCUUCCUGAGGCAGCAGUGGAACGACCCCAGGCUGGCCUUCACUGAGUACCCCGACGACUCCCUCGACCUUGACCCCUCCAUGUUAGACUCCAUAUGGAAACCAGAUCUCUUCUUUGCCAAUGAGAAGGGAGCCCAUUUUCAUGGAGUCACAACGGAUAACAAACUUCUCAGGAUAUUCAAGAAUGGCAAUGUUCUUUACUCCAUUAGGCUCACACUGACCCUGUCGUGUCCCAUGGAUUUAAAGAACUUUCCAAUGGACGUCCAAACGUGCAUUAUGCAACUGGAAAGUUUUGGUUACACCAUGAAUGACCUGAUCUUUGAGUGGCAGGAGAACGGACCAGUCCAAGUAGCCGAUGGGCUUACCCUUCCACAGUUCCUCCUCAAGGACGAAUCCGAUCUGAGAUAUUGCACCAAGCAUUACAACACAGGUAAAUUCACCUGCAUUGAGGUGCGGUUCCACCUGGAGCGGCAGAUGGGCUACUACCUGAUCCAGAUGUACAUCCCCUCUCUGCUCAUCGUCAUCCUGUCCUGGGUUUCCUUCUGGAUCAACAUGGAUGCCGCGCCCGCCAGGGUGGCCCUGGGCAUCACCACCGUGCUCACCAUGACGACCCAGAGCUCCGGCUCCAGGACCUCUCUGCCCAAGGUAUCGUACGUGAAGGCCAUUGACAUCUGGAUGGCGGUGUGUCUUCUCUUCGUCUUCUCGGCGCUGUUAGAGUAUGCGGCCGUCAACUUUGUCUCCAGGCAGCAUAAGGAUCUCCUCCGCUUCCGGCGGCCGCACAAGAACAAGCAGAAGAUGGAUGAGGGCAAAGCAACAACCCCAGGAGGGAGCGCGGCCCUGGCUGCCCACACCCUGCCCGGGGCGGCGGGGGGGAAGGCGGCCCCCGGCCCCGGCGGCAAAACACACGAGCAGAUGAGGAAGCUGUUUAUCGACCGCGCCAAGAAGAUCGACACGGUGUCGCGGGCCGGCUUCCCCCUGGCCUUCCUCUUCUUCAACAUCUUCUACUGGGUGCUCUACAAGAUCCUGAGGCACGAGGACGUGCACAAGCGCUAG